ACCAUCACUACUUGUGUCUUGCUUCAUCACCUUCACAUUCAACAUCAAACACAUCACAUCUCUUACUCUUUUGUCUCAGUCUUAAUAGAGUGAAUAUCAUAGUAACCAAAUCAAAUGGCAGGCAUCAAAGUUUUCGGACACGCUGCUUCCACUUCCACCAGGAGAGUCCUCCUCGCCCUCCACGAGAAAAACCUCGACUUUGAGCUCGUUCAUGUUGAUCUCAAAGACGGUGAGCACAAGAAAGAGCCUUUCCUCUCCCGCAACCCUUUUGGUAAAGUUCCAGCCUUUGAAGAUGGAGACCUCAAGCUCUUCGAAUCACGAGCAAUUACUCAGUACAUAGCUCACCGAUACCAAGACCAAGGAACCAACCUUCUCCCAGCCGACCCCAAGAACAUAGCUCUCUAUGCAAUCAUGGCCAUUGGAACAGAAGUAGAAGCUCACCAGUUCGACCCAGUGGCUUCAAAGCUUGCUUGGGAACAAGUUUUCAAGCUCAUGUAUGGGUUGACCACAGACCAAGCCGUUGUUGCUGAAGAAGAGGCUAAGUUAGCCAAGGUCCUUGAUGUCUACGAGGCUAGGCUCAAGGAGUUCAAGUAUUUGGCUGGUGACACUUUUACUUUGACCGAUCUUCACCACAUUCCUGUGAUUCAAUACCUUCUCGGUUCACCGUCCAAAAAGCUCUUCACCGAGCGUCCACGUGUCAACGAGUGGGUGGCUGAGAUCACCAAGAGGCCGGCUUCCCAGAAGAUCCUUCAGUGAGAAAUUUCUUAAACGGAAAAAAUGGUUCUGCUACAGUCAAAAUAAUAAUGGUCAGAGUAAAUAAGUGGCUGCCUUAUUGCCCAAUUUCUCAGUACUCUGUUUUCUUUUCUUCAGUUAUGUGUGCGUGUGAGAGAUCUUUGUUGGAUCAAAACUAUUAAUCUAAUCUUCAAGCUCUUCUAUGAUAAAACAGCACAGUUCUUUAA
This is a messenger RNA of Eutrema salsugineum, 959 nucleotides long. RefSeq names its product glutathione S-transferase F3. Lineage: Eukaryota; Viridiplantae; Streptophyta; Magnoliopsida; Brassicales; Brassicaceae. The record is from RefSeq and is a predicted model, not a curated record. Bases 115 to 756 code for a protein of 213 amino acids. The transcript has 3 exons. Gene Ontology annotation, cellular component: cytoplasm. Gene Ontology annotation, molecular function: glutathione binding; glutathione transferase activity.